AUGCAAGAGAUAUGCAACACCGCCGCGCUGCCGCUCGACAGUAACCCACUGGUGCGCAAAAUAAAAUGCGAAGAGUUCCCCGCCGUGAGAGGGAAGCAAGUCGCGAGAGUUGGCAUGGGGGUGCGUGAUGAGAUGGAAGAGGAGUUCGCCGUGAAGACGCGGAACACUCCGCCGAUGGGGCCAGCGCCGGGUACCGAGCACCCGCGGAUGGAGCACGGCAAUGGAUUCUGGCUGGCGGCUGUCACCGCCGCUGGGGCACCGCAUCCGAUGCUGGAAACGUGUACCGAAACGGGAUUCAUCAACAGCCAGCCUUCCAUGGCGGAGUUCAUGACGGCGCUGCCGCAAUUGGGAGCUGGUGAACUCAGCCCGCAGCACACCCCGCCCGGCUACGCGCCCGACCUACCUUCCCCCGGAGGCGGACUUAACGUGCCCGAAUACCCUUGGAUGAAGGAGAAAAAAACUACUCGAAAAAGCAGCCAACAAGCGGUCGCCGAUCAAAAGCAACCUUUUCCAAAGAACACAAAAUUUCUUUUCAUAAGUGCUCCUAACUGCCGCGUGAAUAACUACUCCGGAAUUAUUAUUGUGCCUUUCAACGACGGCAACAAAUGGCCAUUCAACCAUUGUGUUCUGGUUCACGGUCCCAGAGUUUCUCUAAUGAACAUCAAAUUACGCCGAAAUAUAUUGAAUUGUAUGGCGCGACGACGUUUUGUGUCUGUAACUGUUGUUGCUGUGGGAGUGGUGCGACUGCGAGCCACUGACCCGCCUACAGCGCGUGUAACGGAACGAAACACCCGACAUGCACUGUAA
Chilo suppressalis (striped riceborer) is the source of this 807-nucleotide messenger RNA. Lineage: Eukaryota; Metazoa; Arthropoda; Insecta; Lepidoptera; Crambidae. The record is from the annotation of a GenBank genome assembly.